CCCAGUCCCGCCCCUCAGGUCCCCUCCCUCCACCCAGCCCUGCAGGCCGCGAGUCGGCAGUUGCAGCCGCACAGGUUGCGAGGCGGUCCGGGAGGAGCGGUCCGCGCGGCGGGCGAGGCAGAGGCAGAGCGAACGCGGGAGGUCGCUGCAGCCAGGGACACGCGUACUGCUGCCCAACAUGGUCGCUGCGCACGCUGCCCAUUCUUCCUCCUCCGCCGAGUGGAUCGCCUGCCUGGAUAAAAGACCCUUGGAACGAUCCAGUGAAGAUGUGGAUAUAAUCUUCACACGACUGAAAGAAGUUAAAGCUUUUGAGAAAUUUCACCCAAAUCUCCUUCAUCAGAUUUGUUUAUGUGGUUACUAUGAAAAUCUGGAAAAAGGAAUCACAUUAUUUCGUCAAGGUGAUAUUGGAACAAACUGGUAUGCUGUCCUGGCAGGGUCUUUGGAUGUUAAAGUAUCUGAGACCAGCAGUCACCAGGAUGCAGUGACCAUCUGUACUCUGGGAAUUGGAACAGCCUUUGGAGAGUCCAUUCUGGACAACACACCCCGCCAUGCGACCAUCGUUACCAGGGAGAGCAGUGAACUGCUCCGCAUCGAGCAGAAGGACUUCAAGGCUCUAUGGGAGAAAUAUCGACAGUACAUGGCAGGACUUCUGGCUCCUCCUUAUGGUGUUAUGGAAACGGGAUCUAACAAUGACAGGAUUCCUGACAAGGAGAAUGUCCCUUCAGAGAAGAUCCUCAGGGCUGGAAAAAUUUUACGAAAUGCCAUUCUUUCUCGGGCACCUCACAUGAUACGAGAUAGAAAAUACCACCUAAAGACAUACAGACAAUGCUGUGUGGGAACCGAGCUGGUGGACUGGAUGCUGCAGCAGACUCCAUGUGUUCACUCCCGAACGCAGGCUGUUGGCAUGUGGCAAGUCCUGGUAGAAGACGGCGUUCUCAACCAUGUGGACCAGGAGCAUCAUUUCCAAGACAAAUAUUUAUUUUAUCGAUUUCUGGACGACGAGCACGAGGAUGCCUCGUUGCCAACUGAGGAGGAGAAGAAGGAAUGUGAUGAAGAGCUCCAGGACACCAUGCUGCUGCUGUCGCAGAUGGGCCCCGAUGCCCACAUGCGGAUGAUCCUCCGCAAACCACCUGGCCAGAGGACCGUGGAUGAUCUAGAGAUUAUCUAUGAAGAGCUCCUUCACAUUAAAGCCUUAUCCCAUCUUUCUACCACAGUGAAACGGGAGUUAGCAGGUGUUCUAAUCUUUGAGUCUCAUGCCAAAGGAGGAACCGUGUUGUUUAACCAGGGGGAAGAAGGCACCUCCUGGUACAUUAUUCUAAAAGGAUCAGUGAAUGUUGUCAUUUAUGGCAAGGGUGUGGUCUGUACCCUGCAUGAGGGAGAUGACUUUGGUAAGUUAGCACUAGUGAACGAUGCCCCAAGAGCUGCCUCUAUCGUCUUGCGAGAAGAUAAUUGCCAUUUCUUGAGAGUAGACAAGGAGGAUUUCAACCGGAUCCUGAGGGACGUGGAGGCGAAUACAGUCAGACUGAAAGAACAUGACCAAGAUGUCUUGGUGCUGGAGAAGGUCCCAGCAGGGAACAGGGCUCCUAAUCAAGGAAGCUCACAGCCUCAGCAAAAGUAUACUGUGAUGUCAGGAACACCUGAAAAAAUUUUAGAGCAUUUUCUAGAAACAAUACGCCUUGAGCCAGCUUUAAAUGAAGCAACAGAUUCUGUUUUAAAUGACUUUGUUAUGAUGCACUGUGUUUUUAUGCCAAAUACCCAGCUUUGCCCAGCCCUGGUGGCCCAUUACCACGCACAGCCUUCACAAGGUACAGAACAGGAGAAAAUGGAUUAUGCCCUCAACAAUAAGAGGAGAGUCAUCCGCCUGGUUUUACAGUGGGCCGCCAUGUAUGGAGACGUCCUACAAGAGGAUGACGUGGCUAUGGCUUUCCUGGAGGAGUUUUAUGUGUCUGUAUCAGAUGAUGCCCGGAUGAUCGCUGCCCUCAAGGAACAGCUGCCAGAGCUAGAGAAGAUCGUCAAACAAAUUUCAGAAGAUGCAAAGAAUCCACAGAAGAAGCACAAAGUUCUGUUGCAACAGUUCAACACAGGCGAUGAGAGAGCCCAGAAGCGCCAGCCUAUCCGUGGCUCUGACGAAGUUCUGUUUAAGGUCUAUUGUAUGGACCACACCUACACAACCAUUCGGGUGCCGGUGGUCGCCUCAGUGAAGGAAGUCAUCAGCGCAGUUGCGGACAAACUGGGCUCUGGGGAAGGCCUGAUCAUAGUCAAGAUGAGUUCCGGAGGAGAAAAGGUGGUGCUCAAACCUAAUGAUGUCUCAGUAUUUACAACGCUCACCAUUAACGGACGCCUGUUUGCUUGCCCACGAGAGCAAUUCGAUUCACUGACUCCCUUGCCAGAACAGGAAGGCCCAACUGUUGGAACAGUGGGAACUUUUGAACUGAUGAGCUCGAAAGAUUUAGCAUACCAGAUGACAAUUUAUGAUUGGGAACUCUUCAACUGCGUGCAUGAGCUGGAGCUAAUCUAUCACACAUUUGGAAGGCAUAAUUUUAAAAAGACCACAGCAAACUUGGAUUUGUUCCUGAGGAGAUUUAAUGAAAUUCAGUUUUGGGUUGUCACUGAGAUUUGCCUUUGUUCCCAGCCCAGCAAGCGUGUUCAGCUCUUAAAAAAAUUUAUUAAGAUAGCAGCCCACUGUAAGGAGUACAAAAAUCUGAAUUCCUUCUUUGCCAUCGUCAUGGGACUAAGUAAUGUUGCUGUGAGCCGCUUGGCACUAACGUGGGAGAAACUGCCAAGCAAGUUCAAGAAGUUCUAUGCGGAGUUUGAAAGUUUAAUGGAUCCUUCAAGAAACCACAGAGCCUACAGGCUGACAGUAGCUAAGUUGGAGCCUCCUCUCAUCCCCUUUAUGCCUUUGCUCAUUAAAGAUAUGACAUUUACUCAUGAGGGCAACAAGACGUUCAUUGACAAUCUAGUAAACUUUGAAAAAAUGCGCAUGAUUGCAAAUACUGCCAGAACAGUGAGAUACUGCAGAAGCCAACCGUUCAAUCUUGACGCAGCUCAAGCUAAUAAGAACCAUCAGGAUGUCCGGAGUUAUGUACGGCAAUUAAAUGUGAUUGACAACCAGAGAACUUUAUCACAGAUGUCACACAGAUUAGAGCCUCGUCGACCAUAGACAUUUAAAGUGCCCAGAACAAUCAUUUGCCUCCAGUCCACAGUCUUUCAAAAAUGGCGUUUAUGCUACUACUGACUGUAUGAUCACUAGAGAAUUCUACAAAAUAAGCAAAGAUACACCCUGAGAUACUUCAGGGCUGCAUUCAGCUUACCAGCUUCCUGACAAGAGAAGAAAUGAUUUGAUUUGCAUAAAGCUUGCACUCUCUAGCUUAGGAACCCCCAGUUUGUAGUCACCUGAUUUCAUUUCCAAUUGUGCCAUCUUUGCUGAAACAUAAAAUAAGACCCACAAUGAAGAGUUCGGUGGAAAUACCAUUAUCAGGAGAAAUAUCAAGCCCCUGACAUUUUUUCUAAGAAUGUUAACAGGGUGAGACGUGCUACAAAUGGGUUUUAUUUGGAUACAUCAGUGGUCAUAUAGUUUCGUAAUUUUUAAUUCCACAUCUUGAUUUGGAGCAUGAGGUUUGGGGAAGGUGUUGAGGAAUUUGUGUAAAUCCAAACUAUAGGUUGUAUUCUUCCAUCUUCACGGUCUGACCUCUGAAGGGAUUGAACCUGACCCUACUGCUAUAAAACAUUAUAACUAUUUAUGUAAUUUAGGGAGGAAGAGUAUGUGAUUUCUGAAUGAUAUAUAGAAUAAUAUUUAUGUUUACAACGUAACUUUUUUAAACUUACAAAUCAGGAUUACAUACAUAAGAAUUCCACUAAGAAACUCCAAGGUUCUUAAAAUUGCCAGCGUUGAGAUAAAAAAAUUGCAUUUCAGAAGAGCACAAUAUGCACAAAACAUUUUUCAAAAUUAAAAUAUUUUCCUGGGCAUUAAAAACCUUUACUAUUGGCUAAUUAUUGUUACUGAUUAAAAAUCAUAUUUUCUGGACUUAAAUGUUAUUACAAAUAUCUUAAUUUUCAGCAAUUGUUUUGCACUUUCAAAUAGAUUGUAAAUAGUUCAUUCAAUCAACGAUAUAGUUAUUUAUUUGCUACAUAAUAGAUAUUGUGCCAAAUAAUUACUUUUUAUUUAUUUUAUUUAGUAUGUAAUUUUGGAGUACAUUUUUUCCUGUUUUCACAAUUAGGCUACAUUUAAUGUGUAGGAAUUGUAUGUAUGUAUAUCUCCUAUAAAUAACAGCUAGUUAUCUUCAUUAAAUAUAAUUGUUGACAAGAAAUGGUUGUGCUCUCAAUUCCUAUAAUAUGGAAGGGAUAACUAUUUGGUAUGGAGGGGUCCUGGAUUUUUUUCAAAUUGAAAUAAAAUUAUAUUUAUAUACUAUAAA
Molecule: messenger RNA, 4412 nt
Organism: Hipposideros armiger (great roundleaf bat)
Lineage: Eukaryota; Metazoa; Chordata; Mammalia; Chiroptera; Hipposideridae
Gene: RAPGEF4
Product: Rap guanine nucleotide exchange factor 4
Exons: 30
Coding region: 179-3160 (993 amino acids)
Biological process (GO): Ras protein signal transduction
Cellular component (GO): plasma membrane
Molecular function (GO): guanyl-nucleotide exchange factor activity
Source: RefSeq, a predicted model, not a curated record